AUGUAUAGAGUAUUGAGGGUGAUGCACGCCUCCAUCACCGAGGCUGUGGAGUUGGCUUCAUUUCGACUACGUGAUGUAGUCGUCCUAUGGUAUGAGGCAUGGGAGAGAUCUAGAGGACCUGAUGCUCCACCAGCAGAGUGGGAGGACUUUUCUGAGGCUUUUUUAGCCCAUUAUUUUCCACAAGAGGUUCGGGAGGCCCGUCUUGACCAGUUUCUUAACCUGAAGCAGGGGGAUAUGAGUGUGAAGGAUUAUAGCCAUAAGUUUAAUUCUUUGGCAAGGCUUUCGCUCAGACUACAGAGGACCUUUUUCCGUCGGAUUCGUGAUACUCGUAGGGAUAGGGAGCAGAGUAAGAGUGCUCAUACUACGAGAUCUUAUAGGGAGACACGGGGUGAUUUUAGGCCCUCAAUCCAUCGAUAUCCAUCUCGGUCAGCAGGUAGUUUCCCACCACAGAUGCAGGGCCAGCGGUUUGAUCGAUAUAUUCAGUCAGGACCGGGACAGAGCUCAAGCCAACCUGAGGGCCGUCGACGGGAGCAUUCCUCACAAAUGAGACAGCCUACUCCUCCAUGUACUCAGUGCGGUAAGCUGCACACUGGGCAGUGUAGACAGGGUUCGAGUGCAUGUUAUCACUGUGGGCAGACAGGAUAUUUUAUUAGUCGGUGCCCGGGAUUAGGCAGAGGUGCACCAGCUCCGCCUUCAGGAUCCACAGCA
Nicotiana tabacum (common tobacco) is the source of this 708-nucleotide messenger RNA. Lineage: Eukaryota; Viridiplantae; Streptophyta; Magnoliopsida; Solanales; Solanaceae. The record is from RefSeq and is a predicted model, not a curated record.